CCGGUCUCCGUAUGUUUUCAGACUCGAUUGUCAUGUGAGUCCUGUUGAGGAUUAACAUUUAAGAUACAUUUAGUCCUUAAGGGCGAAAUCAACAUUUAUAUUUUAUUGCACAGCCAAAAUGCUGUCCCGUUUAUUAAAGGAGCACCAAUCUAAACAAAACGAGAGGAAGGAGUUACAAGAGCGGCGGAGGCGAGAGGCCAUAGCAGCUGCAACAUGUUUAACCGAGGCUUUGGUGGACCAUCUCAAUGUCGGGGUGGCGCAGGCCUACGUCAAUCAACGGAAGCUGGACCAUGAAGUAAAGACGUUGCAGGUGCAGGCCAGUCAGUUUUCCAAGCAGACGGCCCAGUGGAUCAGCAUGGUGGAGAACUUCAACCAGGCCUUAAAGGAAAUUGGAGACGUGGAAAACUGGGCGCGAAGUAUCGAGAUGGACAUGAGGACAAUCGCGACAGCUGUUGAGUAUUUGCACAAAGGCCCGGUUCAGCCCUCCACCUCCUGAGCAAAUGGACGUCACUCGAAGCGAAUGGUCCUAUAUGGACAGAAGGACACUUUUAUUGGAGACAUUUCCAUCUGAUUUGUAUCCGCAAAGAACGGCUGCAGCAGCUGUUUAUUUCUGAAAAUAUCUGUUUUUCUAUCAUAUGAUUUCGGUUAUAGAAUAAAUAAAGUUAUGUUAUAAAUGC
Molecule: messenger RNA, 677 nt
Organism: Xyrauchen texanus (razorback sucker)
Lineage: Eukaryota; Metazoa; Chordata; Actinopteri; Cypriniformes; Catostomidae
Gene: bloc1s1
Product: biogenesis of lysosomal organelles complex-1, subunit 1
Exons: 4
Coding region: 119-496 (125 amino acids)
Biological process (GO): endosomal transport
Cellular component (GO): BLOC-1 complex
Source: RefSeq, a predicted model, not a curated record